Molecule: messenger RNA, 1395 nt
Organism: Ciona intestinalis (vase tunicate)
Lineage: Eukaryota; Metazoa; Chordata; Ascidiacea; Phlebobranchia; Cionidae
Biological process (GO): immune response
Cellular component (GO): membrane
Molecular function (GO): tumor necrosis factor receptor binding
Source: RefSeq, a predicted model, not a curated record
UUAUAGCCCUGGACGUUUCAUAUCUGACAUAUUAUUCCGACAGCUUUAAUUUCGCCUCCCCGCUUUUCGUUGAUUGCCUCUCGCAUAAAACGCUGUCUUUACAACCCGUGGUAUUUACACCACGUUACAGUUUAGAUGAAGUUAGUUUCUCACCAGCUUACAAGUUUAGUAGCAGCCAUGUAUUUCUGGUUCAAGACUUUGAGGGAAGGUUUAUUAGUAGCAUUAUGUUUAACUUGUGUGUCUGUAAUAUGGGCUGUAUGAAUUAAAUUGUAUGUGACGUAGUUGUGACGUCGCUAUGACGUUGCGUUAACGUCCUAAACUAAGUUACGUGUCGUCAUCAUCUACGUCACAGUUUAACAGUUGAGUUUAUGACGUCAUUGAACAUAAAAAUUGCAUCACGUGAUUGAAAACCCCCUUCACCCACCAAGCGUGCAAGCCAGUAAAGCGGAAAGUAUGCGUUCACUCGUACCCAUGUUGUUGCGUUGAUUAAACGCACCAGACACGUACGAACCGAUGUGUGGAUACCAUACACCGGAGUUGUUUUUGGAAAGUUGGACAGUGUCGGUGAGGCUAGGUGGUAAUAUGACGUCAUAUAUAAAGAUGAAUAAAGUCGCGAAUGACGCAAUAGUGACGUCACAAUACAGGCAUUCAAGUGUGAUUGUCGGAAUAUCUAUUGUUCUUCUAUUGUCUGUGUUACAUUCAGUGUACGUGACGUCACAAUUAUAUACAAUGAACAAACGAAUCGAUGAAACAGUGGUCGAUUGUAAACAAGAUGAGGUGAAGAAUGAGUCAUUGUUACGUCACAGAGUUCGAAGAUUUGAAGGGGAUGCGUUCAUCGGUGCUCACGUGGUCGGACGCAGAGGAUCGACAAUCGAACGAACGCGACCUUACCAACAAUCACCAGCAAGUUAUUUUGAAUGGGAUUCGCAACAACAAGAUUUAUCAAGUAUGAGGUUGGUUGACGUCAUUGAUGACGUCAGAUUGGAUGGGACAUUCCUAGAGAUAAGGGCUUCCGGUUAUUAUUACGUUUACGCUCAGGUAACCUACUACGGGAAGGGGUUGUCGCCCAUCGGGCACGAAACCGUAAAAAUAAACAACAACCAGCGGUUGGUCUUGAUGGGAAGCCAAAUGUAUCAACGAAUAGGUAGCGCGAGAUAUGGGACGGGUAACAGGAUGUCGAACAGCGACAGUGGAUACCAUGGUGGAGUGUUUUAUCUAUUGGCGGGCAGUAAACUUGGCGUGAGGCCAAUGGCUACAAACGCAGCCUACCACCAAUCAUACUUCAUGCAACCGACCAAAUCCUACUUCGGGUUGUUCUUCAUUCAUUCAUGAACAUCACGUGAUCUUUGUACAUUUUAUGUAAAAAUAUUACAAUAUGACGUCACACUUGUAUGA